Molecule: messenger RNA, 2006 nt
Organism: Dacryopinax primogenitus
Lineage: Eukaryota; Fungi; Basidiomycota; Dacrymycetes; Dacrymycetales; Dacrymycetaceae
Product: cytochrome P450
Exons: 18
Coding region: 1-1608 (535 amino acids)
Molecular function (GO): heme binding; iron ion binding; monooxygenase activity
Source: RefSeq, a predicted model, not a curated record
AUGUCUGGAAUCAACUUGUCCAUGCUGAAGACUCUGCUAGUGGCAUUAAUCAUUGCUCACAUUCUGUUUGGACGGAUACGAUCAUAUCGAACAGCGAGAAAGGCCGUUGGUUCACUGCCAGUUGUCCUAUACCCAUUUGCACCAUUCAAGCUCCCAGGCAUAUUCUUCCCCUCUUCCUGGUGGAAUCCUGGCUUGCUAAACACCUGGCACCAACGCGGACUUCUCUACCUUCGAAACAAGUCCAAGACAUUUGCCGCUAUAGGCUGGCUGGAUGGAAACUAUGUUAUUUUUUCCUCGUCCUUUGAGGUGAUUUCCCAAGUCAGCGGACCAAAGGCGCGGUGGGACCGGACGAAGAAGACGGGGGAGAUUCAAAAGCAUAGGAGGAUCGUUGGGCCUGCGUUCAACAACCAGUUAAAUCGCCGUGUAUGGGAAGAGUCUCUGGCUGUUUGGGAUGAGAUGAGCAUUGAAGAAGGAUGGGAGGGGACGAAGACUGUGCAUAUUCCUGAUGUCAAGACGAGCACGGGAAAGUUCACUCUCAGCAUCAUCGGCCGUGCCGGGUUCGGGAUCUCCGGAGAGGCUGACACUCGUAAGGUCGUAGGGGAGGAUGGGAUGAGCCUUCGCGAGGCGUUCCGAAUCACCGGGGAGAAUCCCAUGGUACGAACGAUGUUACCCAGCUGGGUCUUCCGUCUUCCAAUUCAGAAGUUCAAGGAGGUCAAGGCUGCGGAGAAGUUGCUGCUGCGGACGAUGCACGCGCAGAUUGAUGACCGUCGUACGCGGGAGGGGAGCGCAGCUGCGUCAGAGAGGGACCAGGAGGGGAAUGGUGACAUCUUCCACCAUCUGCUUGCUGCGAACGCGCGGGAAGUCCCGGAAAAGGCUCUGAGCGAUGCGGAGCUGUUAAGCAACGUGUUCAUCCUCUUGUUCGCCGGGCACGGUACACGCCACACUUUACCAGACGACUUCGGGUUGCUGGCUUGUCAUCCGGAGGAACAGGAGCGUCUCGCUGCGUUCGUGCGGGAGACGUGCCCAGAAGACAAGGUUGCGAACAUGUGGGACCGGAUGGAUGAGCUGCGCCCAGUGUACGACUGCAUCAUAGAGACUCUGAGGCUAUUCCCUGACCUCGCCACAGCGGUCGCCCCAGUAGUCCUACGCCGCUCCACCGAGGAUAGCGUGCUCCAAAUCCCAGGGUUAGCAGAUGCAAUCCCCCUACCUAAGGGUACCCUCUUUGUAGGCGACCUCAUUGGGAUAUCGUACGAUCCGGACGCAUACGUCUCGCCACACACAUUCUUGCCCUCUCGUUGGGCAGGAAAAAAUCUCAUCUCUACGGAUCUGGCUCCCUUUGGUCAUGGCAUACAUAUGUGCUUAGGAAGAUACUUCGCCAUGACAGAGAUGAUGGCAUUCUUGUGCAUGUUGCUGAACAGAUGGGAGAUCGUGCCUGUGAAGCGGGGGGGAGAAAGCUUAAGAGACUGGAAAGAGAGGGUGCUUGACCGGAACCAGAUCCGGCAUUUGAAUUCCUCCAGCUGUCACGCAUACAGCGAUUUUACUGCUUUGGAGGAUGCUUGGCGAUCGGCUUUGUUCUAUCUCUCCUGGGGUCGAUCUUGCUCUUCUUAGGCCAGCUAUGGACAUUUGCCUUGCUGUAUACUAUCGGCAUAGUGAUCACCUUAAUUGGGACUGGGUUCCUCAUCGGAUUCCUCCGUCAAGCGAAGCUGAUGUUCGCGCCUGUCCGCAUUGUCGCCACUAUAGUGUUCCUGGCUUGUAUUGUGCUCACAUUCAUCGCGGCAUUCGUGAUUCACAGCCAGCUCAUGGCCAUCAUCCUCGUCAUCGUCGAGUAUCUCGCGUACACGUGGUACUGCCUGUCAUAUAUCCCCUACGCACGGCAACUGGUCAAGAACGCCAUCGGCCUGUGAGAAAAGGACUUCGGCGGGUUCCGGAAAGUCUCGGCAUUGCAUGGAAUGGUAUUUACGCUUACGAUUGCGAUUGCUCUGCUUGUAACAUAUGGGACGGAUGAU